Emiliania huxleyi CCMP1516 is the source of this 1197-nucleotide messenger RNA. RefSeq lists its product as hypothetical. Lineage: Eukaryota; Haptophyta; Isochrysidales; Noelaerhabdaceae. Bases 1 to 1197 code for a protein of 398 amino acids. The transcript has 6 exons. The record is from RefSeq and is a predicted model, not a curated record.
AUGCCCCGCGUGCUGCCUGCCGUCGCCUCGACGCCGCUCGUCUACUUCGCCAGCACCGCUGCGCGGCCGUCGGACGCCGCUUCCGACGUCCAGGCCACGGUGCCGCUCUGCCGUGCGCUCAAGACGCUGCAGGGCCAGGUCCUCUUCAGUCCACAGAGCACGCUUGACGCCGACACCCUCGCUGCACGCCUCUGCAAGCUGUCUACGCUCGGCUACGUGCACGGCCGGGAGGAGGCGGCGAGCACUCCGGCGGCGAGCUUGGUCUUCCGCGCCAUCGGCAAGCGCGGCGGGCGGGGCCACAGCUUCACGAGCGACGAAGCGAAGAGAGCUGCGAAGGCGGGCCUGACCGAGGCGACGGGGCUGCAAGGCUCUAGUGACAACCACCUCGCGGCCCGCCUGAGCGAGCUCGGCCUCGAGCUGCCGCGCGACGCGCGGGACGUGGUUGCUCCGCUGUGGGAGAUGCCGCUCGAGGGGCAGCGCGCUCGCAAGCAGGCCGAGAGGGAGCGCCUCGUGGCGCGCCGCUUCACCCGUGAUGAGCUCAUGAGUAACGAGUGGCUAAUAGGCCGAGAUGGAGCGCCUCGUGGCGCGGCUGAGGUUGGCGGCGUCCCGUUUGUGCCGGCCUGGAUGGCGGCGGUGGCCGCGGAGGUCGGCGCCGCGAUGCGGGAGUGGGAGGCCGGAUUGGCGGUGCAAAGCGACGGUACACCGCCCUCGCUCCCGUUUGCGCUGCUGCGGCUGCGCGGCAGCCUCCGCACGCGCCAGUCCGCGGACCUGCUGCUGGAGACGGUCCGGUCGCUCGUGUCGGACGGCGGGCGCUGCUUCCCGCCCUUGCUGCUCGACAUCUGCUGCGGCGGCGGCGCGAUCGGCCUCGACGUGGCCCGUGCUGCGGUCGCGGCGGGCGCUUCAACGCGGGUGGUCGGUUUGGAGGCCGUGUGCAAGUCUGUGCGGCAGGCGGCCUCGGUGCGGCGCGUCGUGAUUGUGUCCUGCAACCCGCACGGGUUCACGCUGCGGCGCGACUACGUCGUCAAGGGCGGGUCGCUCGCGGCGAAUUUGCGCGUGCUCUGCGGCAGCCGCGGCCGCGGCGCACCCUUUGCGCUGCAGAGGGCGAUCCCGAUCGACAUGUUCCCACACACCCCGCACGUGGAGCUGGUGCUGCUUCUGGAGCGAGGAGUGCCCCUUCCCCAGGUCAGUAGUAGCUAG